Diaporthe amygdali is the source of this 903-nucleotide messenger RNA. RefSeq lists its product as uncharacterized. The transcript is spliced from 4 exons. The record is from RefSeq and is a predicted model, not a curated record. The coding region runs from base 1 to 903 and encodes 300 amino acids. NCBI's taxonomy places the organism in Eukaryota, Fungi, Ascomycota, Sordariomycetes, Diaporthales, Diaporthaceae.
AUGAACAGCAGCAAAUACUCGUCUCAUCGCCCCUCGGGGCGCGAGCACAUGCCUCUCUAUCCCAGAGGUUUCAUCGCCUUGCGCGUCGUCCAGCUCAUCCUCGCGCUGGUCAUCCUGGGUCUCUGCGCAUAUUCGCUCACCCUUAUCAGCUUCUCUGGGAAUGCCUUGAGUUUGUUUGCCGCUGUAGCAACUCUUAUCAUCACAGUCUACUGUAUUGUUGCCCAUUUUGGUCCAGCUGUCACCUACAAUUACUGGGCUAUUCUGGCCUUGGACAUUUUCGGGAUCGUUUUCUGGAUUGCCUCCUUUGCCCUGCUCGCUUCCCAGGUAGCCCCUUGGAUGGACGGAGUCACGAUUUGCGACUACGACUAUGAUUGUGCCACGUAUGCUCUCGUGGGAACUGAACUGAUUGUUGCGGCGUGUUUAUGUGCUGCAGCUGGGCUAGGUGGUGUAGAAUUCAUCCUCUUCAUCGUUUCCUUGGCCAUACACUCCGUCAUGAUGCACCGACACCGCUCAGCCGGUCUUCACAACAGGCCAGUCUCGCCCCAAUUCGGCACCCAGGGCGCGUUCCCAACAGCCGGUCCUGUCCAGGCCGAGAAGGCCCAGCCGGUGCACAACGUCUUUCCCCAGCCGCAGUAUGCCGGCUCCCACCAUACGGCCGUAGCCACACCAAGCCCAGUGCAGGGACAGCAGAUGUACCAGCCUCCGCCGGUCCCGAGCCCCAGCGCCGUGGCUCAGCCGAAUCCUUACAACCCUCAGCAGCAGCAGGGUCUGAUCCAGCCGCAGCAUACGGGAGCCAAUUUCGGAGCGGGACAAGUUCCGGGUCCGCAUGUUGGUAGUUAUGAAGCACAGGGCCAACCUGUCAGUCACCAACAGCAGUAUCAUCCAACGUUGGGCCCGAAUUAG